CACAUGCCAUUUUUGGACUAGACAACUUCCGAUUCAAUGACGACUGCUGUUACGCUACUAUCAAAAUAGGGAAGAUGACGGAGGAAAUCUAACUAUUGGUGCACUGAAAAUCCCCAUAAAUGCUGCGAUAGUAUAUCAGGGUUCAGUGUGUGCGUCAGGUGUGGAUGGAGUCAGUAACAUCAGAGCACCCAGCAUAGUAAUCACAGACAGGACAAUCCGACGAAGUCCGUGUUCAGACCAACAGCCUGCACAUCGGCAGGCAGGGGGAGAAUGGUCAAGUACUUCUCUAACGAUGUAGACAUCAGGACUACGUGGGACCAUGUUGUCUCUGCCUUCUGGCAGAGGUAUCCCAACCCAUUCAGCACCCAUGUUCUCACGGAGGACGUGGUGCUCCGUGAGGUGACGGCGGACCAGCGGCUUCUCUCCAGACGCCUGCUCACCAAGACCAAUCGAAUGCCUCGCUGGGCCGAGUUCCUCUUCCCCUCCAACCUAUCACGCUCCGUCUACAUCGUAGAGGACUCCGUCGUCGACCCGGUCACCAAGAGCCUCACCACGUACACCUGGAACCUCAAUCACACUACGUUAAUGACUGUGGAGGAGCGCUGCGUGUUCCAGGAGUCAGAGGACCGGCCUGCCUUCACGCUGCUCAGACGAGAGGCCUGGAUCUCUUCUGGAGUCUACGGCUUCUCCAGACCUAUCCAGGAGUUUGGCUUGGCCCGCUUCAAGAGCAACCAGGUGAAGGCCAUGAAGGGCCUGGAGUACGCUCUGUCUAACUUACACGGAGAGGCACCCCAGCGCCAGCCCUGCGUCCGGGGCACAGUGAAGACUGCUACAGAGAAAGCCAAGACCCUGGCCUCGGCCGCCGCCCCGCAGAAACAGCCCCAGCAGUACGUGUGACAACAGGGGAACAUCCACUGCCAAUGGCUGGAACGGGACACCGUGCACACAGGGCAGGCACAAGCAACACAUUCACAUGCAACACACAGGCUGGCCAAAUCUGAUCUUUUUAAGAGCUCAUCUGAUUGGUCAAAAGACCAAUUUGUAAGGAAAAACAAAUCAGAAUUGAGCUGUGCAUGCACACACUCUUUUAGCUGCCUUUUCAUUGACUGGAAGCUUGCUUGUAUCAAGGUCUUGGUGUACAGUAUGUGUACAAUAUGUCCAUCUAAACCACUAACAGCUCUGCUCCUCUGGGGUUAGGCUCUGCUCCUCUGGGGUUAGGCUCUGCUCCUCUGGGGUUAGGCUCUGCUCCUCUGGGGUUAGGCUCUGCUCCUCCUUGUUUUCAUUAGCCUAGCAUUAAUACAUCUCAGGUACUGAGCCCCUGUCUGACUGCCUGCCACAACCUAGGGACAUGUUCAAUAGGCCCCAAACGUGAGAAAAUGUUCUCAAACAGAGUGAAACAGAGAUAAAAGUAUGUGGACAGCCCUUCAAAUGAUUGGAUUUGGCUAUUUCAGCCACACAUGUUGCUGACAGGUGUAUAAAACCAAGGACAGUCAUGCAAUCUCCAUAGACAAACAUUGGCCUUACUGAAGAGCUCAGUGAUUUAACGUGGCACCGUCAUAGAAUGCCACCUUUCCAUCAAGUCAGUUCGUCACAUUUCUGUCCUGGUCAAUGAAGUGCUGUUAUUGUGAGGCGGAAACGUCUAGGAGCAACAACAAGCUCACAGAAUGGGACUUCCGAGUUCCAAACUGCCUCUAGAAGCAACGUAAGCGCAAUAAUUGUUUGUCGGGAGCUUCAUGAAAUGUGUUUCCAUGGUUGAGCAGGCGCACAAAAGCCUAAGAUCACCAUACGCAAUGCAAAGUGUCGGCUGGAGUGGUGUAAAGCUCGCUACCAUUGGACCAGCGGAAAUGCAUUCUUUGGAGUGAUGAAUCAUGCUUCACCAUCUGUCAGUCUGACGGACGAAUCUGGGUUUGGCGGAUGCCAGGAGAACACUACCUGCCCCAAUGCAGAGUGCCAAAUGUAAAGUUUGGUGGAGGAAGAAUAAUGGUCUGUGGUGGUUUUAUGGUUGGGGCCCCUUAUUUCCAGUGAAGGGAAAUCUUAACUCUACAGCAUGCAAUGACAUUCUAGACUAUUCUGUUCUAACUUUGUGGCAACAGUUUGGAGAAGGCCCUUUCCUGUUUCAGCACAAUGCCCCCGUGCACAAAGCCAGGUCCAUACAGAAACGGUCUGUCGAACUUGACUGGCCUGCACAGAGCCCUGACCUCAACCCCAUCGAACACCUUUGGGAUGAAUUGGAAGGCCGACUGCAAGCCAGGCCUAAUUGCCUAACCUCACUGGCUGAAUGGAAGCAAGUCUCCGCAACAAUGUUCCAACAUCUAGUGGAAAGCCUUCCCAGAAGAGUGGAGGCUGUUGUAGCAGCAAGGGGGGGGGGCAACUCCAUAUUAAUGCCCAUGAUUUUGGAAGAGCAGGUGUCCACAUACUUUUGGUCAUGUCGGGUACUUUCUGAACUUAUCCAAUAGAAACACUUUUCUGUUACAAAAUGUUUUUAUACGGUGUGCCAUAAUGAACACGACCCUGACUUGAGUAAGCUCUGGGAUACAUCUCUUGUGCACUCAGUGAGGCCUGUUUUGAAAAGCAUAACAUGACAGAUCAGACAUGCCAAAUAACAGUGAAGGUACCAAGACAAGCUGAAUAAAUGAUAUAAAUUCCACAACACUGGAUGCAUGCUGGAGUUUGAGAGUUUAUCAAAUAAUAUAAAUUAUUAGUAAUUAUUGUAUUACCCUUCAACUGUGUCGUUUGACUGAAUUUGUCAGUGAGGUCUAUCAUUGAUCUGUUGGAUAUAUCAAGCUAUAUCAAAUUAGGAAUUUGACUUGACAUUUAUGUUGAUGUAUUUAAUUUGUUUUAUUGUACAUUAAUAAUGUGUUAGUCCGACAUUGGUUUGUCUGUCUCUUAAUAUUUUUGCUGCAUUCCUUUAAGGUAGAACUAGCUAUUAUGAUUUUGAAAUCAUUUUGGCUGUGAUUUUAGACUGGAGGAAAUUGUCGUAAAUCUUAACAUUGAAAGAAUACUGCACUUAAAUAAACAUCUGAUUUAAUGUUA
This is a messenger RNA of Oncorhynchus nerka (sockeye salmon), 3033 nucleotides long. RefSeq names its product PRELI domain-containing protein 1, mitochondrial-like. Gene Ontology annotation, molecular function: phosphatidic acid transfer activity. Gene Ontology annotation, biological process: phospholipid transport. Gene Ontology annotation, cellular component: mitochondrial intermembrane space. The record is from RefSeq and is a predicted model, not a curated record. Bases 271 to 897 code for a protein of 208 amino acids. The transcript is spliced from 6 exons. NCBI's taxonomy places the organism in Eukaryota, Metazoa, Chordata, Actinopteri, Salmoniformes, Salmonidae.